AUGGGAGUAACCGUAACAAAUCAGCAGUUGUGUCCAUCGUGUGCAUGUCAUCGCGAUUGCCAAGGGUUUCAAAAGUUAGCAGAACUCAAAGAUGCUGGUUUGGUGGUUUAUUGUCACAAUAAACGUACAAAAGAUGCUAGACCAGACAGCACGGCUGAACAAGCUGAUACAUCUAAGAACGUGUUUAUUUUACACAACACGAAAGAUGUGAAAUUAAAAUCUUCCGAUUUAAAAUCAGAACUCGAAAGAAAAGACGUAUGCUGCCCACGAUGUAGGAAAGCCUACCAGCAUGUUCAAAAACUCAUACAAAAAGUGACCUCCAUAGACAGGAAAAAAGUGAUGGGCCUAUGCGACCAUUGUCGUAAAAAAGCUGAAAAAAAUAACAAAACAUGUUCUACGUGUGAAGAGAUUGUGAAGAAAUUCAUAUCAGUUAAGGGUCAACAAAAAGAAGACACAAAACAGUUUAUUAAAAUAUGGCUUUCAAAGAUGGGUGUUUAUUUUAAAGAGCCUAUAAAAUUUGACCAAUCAUUACUCGACGAAAUAGCUCCAGGUUCUAAAGACACUGGUGAAUCUCAUGACGUAAACCUUGAUCAGUUGGCUCGAAAAUCGUCUAUGCCGAAACGUGAGCCGGAAGUUCAAGAAAUGUUUAUUUCAGAAGCACAUAAGUCAGAUUCAGAAUCAAAUAUAGAUACCAAUUUACAUAAACGUCCUAAAUUAGUACAAUUAGUAGAUAAUAAUCGACCUACGGUAUCGAGCGACAUCUCUUUAUUUCAUAAACCUCACGAAGGAGAAGUAGAAGUUUCAAAACCUGUAUUCAUUCAGUCAGAUGCGACUUUUGUGGAACCAUAUUCAAAUGUCAAUGAACAAAUUAAAAGUUCAUUAAAAGAAAAAGAGGAACCCAAGUCUUUAGGACGUUAUGAUGAUACGUUAAUAGAUGCUAAAGAAGCAAUUAAAAAGAGACAUGAUAUCAGCUUGAGACAGAUGACACAAACUGAAAAGGAACUGCCAUCGAAAAGACCGCAAGUAAAUGAAAUUCCGAAAGUAGCACCAUGGGAAAAAGAUUAUGAUUCGAAAUAUUACGGCGAAUCUGAAACAGAUAUAAAAAUUAAAAAGGCUUAUGUCAUUCGCAGUCAAGAAUCUUUAUCGGUAAAAGGUAUUAAAUAUGAAGCACCAAAACCCUCACAAAAAGAUUUACGAGAUCGUCAUGGCCUAGGUAAACAUGGUGACCAUAAAAUAAAAAAGGCUACUCAGGAUUUUGACUCAAGUACUCAAGCAUUGACCGACGAAGACGUAUUACAAACAAUUAAUGAUAGAGUUAAAUCAAAACAUCGAGUACUUAAGCAUAAAACCGGACAUAAAAAAUCACUUGGACCUAAAAGAACUGCAGAAGAUAUUACUAAAACACAAUUUAGUUUCUUUUUCCCAAAAGUACCACAGAAAGAAAAAAAACCAGAAAUUGACAUUCAUUCAUCACAUCUAAUUGAACUUACCCAAGAAAAGUUCCGUCUACAAGCUGAAAAAGAGGACAAAAAAAGACGAAUGAGAGAAGAAAGGAAAAAGCGUGCCCAAACUCAGAAAGAAAUCUCGGCAAUGACUGGUGGAAAAAUGGCAAGACAUGAAUAUGAGAGAGAUCUUGAUCGCUCAAAAGAUGAAAAGUUUACGAAAGCUAAGGCUAUGGAGGAGAUGGAGACAAGAAAAAUAUCUGGGACAGUACAAACCAAAGAUAAAAAAGUUGAAGAACUAGAAAAAAUUAAAAGAGAUGUAAAAGUAGAACUUGAACACAAAUAUGGAAUUGAUGAACAAUCCGGAAAAACCAAACGGGACUUGGGGUUCAAACCGGAACAGGUAGGUAGGACUGAUGAAAUAAGUGAGAAAAGAAAAAGAGAUGGCCAAUCAAAAUUUGAAACCGACAAACUAAGUGAGAAAGCCAAGAAAGACAUAAAAUCAAAACCAGAUAAAAAGUUUGCAAUUGGUGAAGGUGAUGAGAAAUCCAAGAAAGACGUUAAGUUGAGACCUGAAGAGAGAGAUGUAUCCGGUAAAGGAAGUGAAAAAGCCAAGAGAGAUACAAAAUCAAAACCAGGUGAAAAGUUUGCAACUGGAGAAGUUGGUGAGAAAGCCAAGAAAGAUAUAAAAUCAAAACCAGGCGAAAAGAUUGCAACUGGAGAAGUUGGUGAGAAAGCCACGAAAGAUAUAAAAUUAAAACCAGGCGAAAAGAUUGCAACUGGAGAAGUUGGUGAGAAAGCCACGAAAGAUACAAAAUCAAAACCAGGCGAAAAGUUUACAAUUGGAGAAGUUGGUGAGAAAGCCACGAAAGAAGUUAAGUCAAAACCCGAAGAAAAAGAUGUAUCUGAUAAAGUAAGUGCGAAAGCUAAAAAAGAUAUAAAGGAACGUAAGGAUCAAUUAGGUGGAAUUGAUGAAAAAGAUGUGAAAAUCAAGAAGGAUACCAUAAAAGCAAAACCAGAACAAGGAAAACUCGAUGAAUCGUUAGGAAAAGUGGAAAAAGGAUUAAAGUCAACCCCCGAAAAACCAGUUAAAACCGAUGAAGCAACCCAAACUAAAAAGGACUUUUUAAAAAUAUCUGAAGCAAAGAGAGAAGGUGAAACUAGCAAAGAGCAAGGAGUAGAAACAAUUAAAAAGGGAACGAAAACAGGUGAACUAAAAGAAAAAGAUGAAUUAAAAAUAAAAAAGGAUAUCAAGCAAAAAGCAGGAGAAAAAGAUAGUACUCUACAAGAAACGAUUAAAAAGGACUUGAAACAUAAAUCCGGUAAAAGAAGUAAAACAGAUGUUGCAGAUGCCAAAGAUGAAACCGAAGUAAAAUCAAAACAGGAUCAAAAACUACAAACCGAAGAAGCCGAUGUGCUUAAAAAAGACGGCACAUCCAAAUCAGACAAAGAACAAGCAAAAAUUGAUGCAUUAACGCGAAAACAACUUGAGAAACAAGAACAAGAAGAAAAACUAAAAAGAGAAAAAGAAAAGAAAGAAGAUCAAGAAAGGUUAAAAUUAGUAGAACAGUUACAUAAAGAUAAAGCGUCAGCCAAAGUUCAAGCCGCAAAGGACGCAGCCAAGGAACAAACUAAAAUGGAAGCGCAAGAACCAGGGAAAAAGAAAGGGAAAAAGGGAGCAACGUCUAAAAAAUUAGAAGAUGAUACAAAAGGUUCUUUAAGCGACGUUGAGGUAUUACAAAAAUCACUUAAAGCUGACAAAUCAAUCGAUACACAAAAACAAUUAACAAAGAAAGAACUUUUAAAAAUUGCUCAAGAGGAACAACUAGAAGCAAAGAAAGCAAAAGCUGCUGCUGCAGAUGCUGCUCAAUUUAGAAAACUACAAGAACAGCUUGUAAAAGAAAAAGAUAAAGAGAGAUUAAAAAGAUUAGAUGUAAAUGCUAUUUUCGGACGUGGAAAAUCUGAAGGAAAACGAAAAAUAAGUAAAACUAUAAAAAAGCGAGUGCUAAAACCGUUCAACGUUUGGAAAUCAGUUCGUAUAAAACCAGGUAUGACUCCGUCACAGAGAAGGCUGCCUAAGAAUCUCGACCCUCUAUUGAUGAAGGCACACAGACGUCAUCAAAUAACCGGCCAAAUGUGUCCAUCAUGUAUACUUUGUUGUGACUCUGAAUUGGAAAUCGAGUUUGAAAGCUAUUUAAAUGAACUGAAAAGAAGGGAAAAGCAUAUUAUUAUUGGCGAAAGAAUCUACAAAAAUAAACAAAUCGUUGAAAAAGAACAUAAAGAACCAAAAAAUGUUCCAAUGCUUUUUCAAGCAGGAUUUAAUGAUGAAAAAAUCCAAGCAAUAACUGAUAAAGUUGCCCCAGAAGAUAACCUAGACCCAGAAUCAGCAAAACGGAGGAUUGCUCCGACAUCAUCAAAAAGAAGUAUUAAAUCGUUUGACACGGACCCUGGCAGAGGCAUUAUAAGGUAUGCCUUAUCAGAUCGCACCUUCAUUGAUAAGGGUUGGACCAUGCUGCCUACAGAGAAAGUUGUACGUAAGAUGAAUGUUUACCGUAUGCGUCCAGCACAUCCUGAAUUUGAUUGGUUUGAACACAAUAAAAAUAAGCGAUUAAUGACAUACGACUCGGGCGAAAGGCUAGCAGAGUUUGAUGAUAAUGGACGUGGUCGCUGGUACUACAGGAAUGGACGACUAGCUCUAGAUUAUUACGAUGCACAAGAAACCAAUGCUCAACAACGUUUCGUUAUAUACAGCAGCGGUGAACCCGAUGAGCGUGGUCGCAGUCAUCCCAUUACAAUACUAGCCACUUUUGAUUAUCUCGGAAAUGGUGUAGUUUUCGAUCACGCGGGCAAGAUACGACUUAAAUACAAUCAAACAGAAGGUGUGGUACUAGACCGUGGAAUUGGUCCUGUUUCACAUUGGAAAUGGCAUACAUUGAAUGAUCCCCCGGUACUUCAGCAAGUCAUGAUAGAUACUCAAAUGGCUCACAAAGAUCCUGAAAUCGUUCAGCUUGGGUCUAUCGCAGACACAAGACUUCGCCCGGAUAAUGAAGAAAUGUUAGCUAUAGAAUUUGAUAAUUUUAUCAAAGAGAAAAGUAAGAAACUGUCCCAAAAAUUUAAACCCUUUCAAAUAAAGAUGAAAGCUUUGAAGAUCAAUGAACAUUUUUCUUUGAAAGUGCUAGACCAAGCUACUAUAUAUCUCAUUUAUAGAGAUGGUUCAACGAAUCUUAAACUUAAUAUUGGUAUGAUAUUGGAUCACCAGGAAAUUGUGGACACCGAUACUGCAGAAGUGGGGGAAGUGUCGAACAGUUUGGAACGGUUCCCAGCUCGUACUGAUAGUCUUGCAGGUUUACAACGCAGUGUGGCUUACGCCCAGCGCUACGAGAGACAGCGUGCGGAGCGAGAUCGACGAUUACGGAGACCAGAACCCCAUGCUAGUGUAGAUAAUUUGACUGCUGCACUAGCUCCACCUUUGCGACCUCCUUUGCUAACGGUUAACGGAUCAUCAUCGGGUGUUGAAUAUUGUAAUUGUAGAAAACCUGCAAAUAAUCUGUACUAUAAUACUCGUCUUCUUUGA
Molecule: messenger RNA, 5016 nt
Organism: Spodoptera littoralis (African cotton leafworm)
Lineage: Eukaryota; Metazoa; Arthropoda; Insecta; Lepidoptera; Noctuidae
Source: the annotation of a GenBank genome assembly